Rhododendron vialii is the source of this 1485-nucleotide messenger RNA. Its product is annotated as omega-hydroxypalmitate O-feruloyl transferase-like. Gene Ontology annotation, molecular function: acyltransferase activity, transferring groups other than amino-acyl groups. NCBI's taxonomy places the organism in Eukaryota, Viridiplantae, Streptophyta, Magnoliopsida, Ericales, Ericaceae. The record is from RefSeq and is a predicted model, not a curated record. The transcript is spliced from 3 exons. The coding region runs from base 18 to 1325 and encodes 435 amino acids.
CAGAGAGUACAUUCCAGAUGGGGAUGAGAAUCAACAACACACUUGAACUCAAUCUAGAGAAGGGAGAGCCAGCUCUGGUUCCUCCCGCAGAGGAUACAAACCAAAAGGGCACUCUCUACUUCCUCUCCAACAUAGAUCACAGAUACCAGGUGAGGAUUCGAACCGUGUACUGUUUUAAACCAAGUCAUGACGACAGAGACGGCAGCGGCGACGACGUGACGGAGGUCAUAAGAGAUGCCUUGUCUAAGGUCCUGGUACCGUACUAUCCGGUGGCCGGGCGGCUGACCACCGACUCAGACGGGAGGCUGGCGGUGGACUGCAAUGACAAAGGUGCCGUUUUCGUGGUGGCGAAAGCGGGUUGUACGGUAGAAGAGAUUGGUGAUGAUACUGUGACUAUGGAGAAGCUGGUUUACGAUGUUCCUGCUGCCAAACACAUACUAGAUGUCCCACCUUUGGCUGUUCAGGUGACCAAGUUUAAAGAUGGAGGAUUUGUUCUCGGAAUAUGCGUGAACCAUAUGAUAUUUGAUGGCCCGACUGCGAUGGAAUUCAUCAACUCUUGGGGCGAAAUUGCCCGGGGCUUGUCAUUGAAAGUUCCUCCAUUCACGGACAGAACCUUACUCAAAGCUCGAAACCCGCCGGAGAUCGAGUUCGAUCAUCCGGAAUUUCUCCAGAUGGAAGAUAUAUCAAACACUUCCGAUCUCUACGAAGAAGAAUUGCUGUACAAAUCGUUCUGUUUCGAUGUUAACAAGCUCGAAAGAGUGAAAGCGAAAGCCAUGGAAGAUGGGGUUCUGGUUAAGUGCUGCUCUACGUUUGAAGCCAUGUCAGGCUUCAUUUGGAAGAGUAGAACUCAAGCUCUGAAACUGAAACAUGAUCAAAAGACGAAACUCCUCUUGGUCGUGGAUGGACGGUCCAGAUACGAUCCGCCAUUGCCGGGGAAUUACUUCGGCAAUGGCGUUGGGCUUACGAGUUGCAUUUGUAGCGCAGGCGAGCUAACGGAGAAACCAGUAUCAUUUGCGGUAAGAUUAGUUCAAGAGGCCAUCCAGAUGGUUACCGAUCGUUACUUGAGAUCGGCCAUAGACUACUUGGAAGUAACAAGAGCUAAUCCUUCAAUGACUCUGACCGUUUUGAUUAGUACUUGGACUAGGUUAUCAUUCGAUUCCACGGAUUUCGGAUGGGGACAACCCUUUCUAGCCGGACGGGCGUCGUUACCUGGGAAGGAAACAGCUCUCUUCCUCUCCCAUCCGAAAGAGAAGAAAAGCAUUAAUGUGAUUGUGAGUUUUCCAGCUUCUUCCAUGAAGAUCUUUGAAGAUGCCAUUGACAUUUAAGCUUAAUUAAGGCUGUGUUUGGUCAACGUAGAAAUGAUAUCUACUCCCUCCAUCCCAUUCUGGUUGUUCUUUUCUCAUGUUUGUGCCAGUUUUCAAUUAUUUAUAUCUUUCAAUGUAAAUUAAUCUUCAAAUAUAUGCUAUAUGGAUCUUAUUUGACAAA